This is a messenger RNA of Phalaenopsis equestris, 456 nucleotides long. Its product is annotated as dihydroorotase, mitochondrial-like. The record is from RefSeq and is a predicted model, not a curated record. The transcript has 3 exons. The annotation marks the transcript as partial. Gene Ontology annotation, molecular function: dihydroorotase activity. Gene Ontology annotation, biological process: pyrimidine nucleotide biosynthetic process; 'de novo' pyrimidine nucleobase biosynthetic process. NCBI's taxonomy places the organism in Eukaryota, Viridiplantae, Streptophyta, Magnoliopsida, Asparagales, Orchidaceae. Gene Ontology annotation, cellular component: cytoplasm; chloroplast.
GUGUUUUGUUUAGUUGUGAAAUUUGGGAGCAUUAAAGCUUUGAGCAAGGAAGAAGCUUCUUCCACUCAGUCACUAUGAUCCAACUGCUCAUUUCUUCUUGCUGAUUGUUGAGAUGCCCAUGAGGACAAAUAAUGGAUUUUUAUUGAAAUUGAAAUGAGAGUGGUGGCUCUUAACUCAUUAUCAUUGGCCUUGGUGUCUUCUUUUAUGAUUCAACAAGAUUUAAGGGUUGGGAGUAGUGGAGUGGUCUAUGCUGUGAAGUUGUAUCCUGCUGGAGCUACUACCAAUUCACAAGAAGGAGUAACAGAUAUCUUUGGAAAAUGCUUUCCUGUUCUUGAGGAGAUGGUGAAGCAGAAAAUGCCUUUGUUGGUAUAUUCCCUCAACUGUACCCUAGAUAAAAUGGCAAAGUUUGAAUUACUCUUUCCUUGCUUAACAUGUAGCUUUCUUUACUCAAAAGGG